AGAGAGGCAUGCUGUGGUGCAGAGGUUCCUCCAGUGAGGCAAGCCUCCAUCUCAGCUGUAUUCUCUGGUGUUCCUCCUGCUGGAGUGAAUAUAUAACAGUGAAUAAAUUACAGGCUUCCUUGCAGUAGACUGAGUGCAUGUUGUGCUGCAGUCAGGGCUUGCUGCUGUACUACCCCUCGUCAACUCCAGCUGGCUGAACGAGAGUCGCGUGUCGAGGUCUCAAGGAGAAGAAGCACCUCAUGUGGGGACAAGGGGACUGGACCAGGAGAAGACGCGCAGCAUAAAGGGAUGCAAAGUGAGGGUUGUGAUGCUGGAUGUCUUUCCCACAUUUGCGCUUUGAGUUUUGAGAGGCAGAAAGGUGGGCGCUUAAGGUUUGAGUCACCCCAGUAGCUGAUCAAGGAAGAGAGGAGUCGAGCAGGAAGAUAACGUGGGGAGGAGAAGUUGACAGUGGAAGGAUACAGGAUGAUCUUAGGAAGUGUAAACCGACCGGGGCCGGUCCCUGCCUUCCUCAGGAGCCCGCCUGUCAUCCCACCCCCACUGGACAUGAAGCCCUUCCUCCAGUUCCCUCUGGAGUCGCCUCACCCAGCCAGCAUCGGCCUCUUCCACAACUUUAACACAAUGGACCCUGUCCAGAAGGCUGUGAUGACACACACCUUUGGGCCACCUAUGGUGAAGACAAAACGGCCAAUCAUCUCCUGCAACGUCUGUCAAAUACGCUUCAACUCAGAGAGCCAGGCAGAGGCCCACUACAAGGGGAACCGCCAUGCUCGAAGGGUGAAGGGGAUCGAAACAUCUAAGACAGUUCGUCUCCAAGAUAGUGAGAAGCAGCACCCUCCCCCUACUGCUUCACCCUCCCCACCAGGUCCCUCACCAUCCAGCCCCGAGCCUGAUCCUAAUAAGCAGGAUGUCACCCAAUCUUGUCCCAACCCUAAUGAGUCACCUUUGACCCCUAGCCGCCUCCCGACACCCACACUGAGCUCGACAGAUGUAGAGUGUCCUCUUUUGCCCUCUGUCAACUCGCCUUUGCCAUCCUCUCCCUCCCCCACCGUGGCCCUCAGUACCCCCCCUGCGGAUCCAGCAGUGGCUGGUCUUUCUGACACCCCGUCCCCAGCACCCAGCCUGUCUUCAGGAGAGUCAGAGGAAGAAAAAGCCAAGAAGCUUCUCUACUGCUCUCUGUGCAAAGUAGCUGUUAAUUCCCUCUCACAGCUGGAGGCACAUAACAAAGGUACCAAGCACAAAACCAUUCUGGAGGCUCGGAGUGGACUGGGACCUAUUAAAGCUUACCCACGCUUGGGUCCUAAACCCAGCCCAGAGCAGGGAGGAGAGCUGUCCUCAGACCCCAACACUCAGGAACGCACCUUCCACUGUGAGAUCUGCAAUGUCAGAGUCAACUCUGAGCUGCAGCUUAAACAGCAUAUAUCUAGCCGGAGGCAUCGUGAUGGAGUUGCAGGGAAACCCAAUCCUCUUCUCAGUCGGCACAAAAAGCGCACAGACUUUAUGGAACUUCCAAAAACUCUGGGGGCUGGACUUUUACCAAAUCCUCUAGCUGUUGCUGCAGCGAUGGCAGCCGCAGCAUCCUCGAAUCAGCUGGCACUACGUCCCCCUGGCCCAGCCUCCCACCCUCACCCUCAUCACCACCUCCUACAGGGAACACCCCUAAGUCUGCUGAGGCCUGCCCCGGGGCCUAUCCGCACCACACACGGGCCAAUCCUCUUCACUCCUUACUGAUGGCGAGAGAACGAGUAUGAAUCAGGAAGAAGCACACUGUGAAGUGGAGGCCUGCAACCAUGUGCCAUCAAGAGACAAAUCAGUUUCAUUAUCAGAAAAAAAGUGAACGUGUAUACGACUCCUCAUGGUGCAUAUUGUAGUUGCAGACCGCUGCUGUUGCAUUAACAGAGAGAACUAGAGAUAACUCUCAAAUCUCAAACAUUUCAAAGAGACUGUAUGUUUCCAUUUUCCCCAGUUUCCCUUCAUUGCUUAACUAUCUGCCAAUCACCAGAAUGACUCUGCAGAUAGUUUGAAGAGGAACUUAAAAACAAGUUUCUAUCAAGCAUGGACUUCUUUGAGCAUCCUCCAAUCUGCAACUGACUAAAUAUCUCCACCUAGCACUCAUGAUCCACUGUAUCUGACUCAAAACCCUACCUCUCUUACGUUUUUAAUGUUCAUCUCUGCAAGGAUUCAUUACAUAUCCAAAGUGUUAAUGUUAUCAAAAACACGUCUGCUGGAUUAGAUACAGUAGUUGCCUCUGAUGUUAGCUGGUAUCAUGCUAUAGCUGUCACAGUAUAGUACCACUGUAACGUUCUGUUUUUGUGGCCUAUAAAGAGAAAAAGGUACCAACAAUUUCUGCUCUGUUUUUGCAAUUACUGGCCAACAUUUCUCUGUACCCUAUGUCCACAAUUUAGCAUCUGGCCUAUAUGGUCUUUACCUCUGUGGGACAGAAACAGGAAGUCAAAGAGGAACAACCAAAGGGUAAAAACUGCAUGACGUCUUAAAACUGUGAUGUGUACAACAGCCACAUUCAUGAAUUGGCUAGCUGAUAAGCUGUUAUGAGGAAGUAAUUACUACUGACACACUAUGCAGGUAUCAGUGUUCAUUCUAACAGUCCAUAAAAGGCAAUAAGUUUGGAGAAAAUAAGACCCAUGUUAAAUAUGUUUCUUUUGUGAAGGUCAAGAUGUGACGUCCCCAGUUAAACUGUUUCCCUGACGACUCCCUUGAUUAUCCCUGAAUGGCCACUGGCAACAACCAUGUGGGUCAAAGCACAUUUACAAAAGUCUGUGGUGAGAAGUCUACAUGUAAAUGGCUUAAAUGCAUUUUAAAAAUGACGAUCUAUCAUUUUGUUCAUCUGCACCUCACUGUGCAAAACAGAAAGGUUUCAGCGUCUUAAAUGGAAUAGUUUCUAACACUGUGAGCACAGCAGGGCAAUGGCUGAUUAAUGACUUUAGUAGCAGGUAUUUGCAUUUUGUGCACAUUUAAUUACACAGACCACAUUUACACCACAAUCCCAUAGAAGGAAAUAGUGGGAUGAAAGACACCAGCAUUAUGUUAUAGAAGGAACAGAAAAGGACCACAUACACAGAUGAAUACAUGUAUGCAAAAAGCAAAACAAAAAACAACAACAACAAAAAAAAAACAAAAACAAAAAACACCACAAUUUUUGAUAGUGUUAUAGCCCUGUAGUGGGAUAAAAUGUUUAGUUUGUCUGCUCUGCCUUGUGUACUCCAACCCUACAUGACUCUGAAUUAUCCCAGUGAAAACUGUCAUGAUGGCUUGUGAUACAUUAGAGGGAAGCUUUAGGAAAUGGAAACUGUAGCAAUACUUAAAGCACUCCUGCUAACUUUUCUUGUUAAUUGCAAUAAAAAGAAAUGUGUACAAAUGUAUUAAUUGUUAUUUAGGAGAAGUGUAUUGAAACAUUACUGUAAAUGUAGAUUAUUAAAAAUGAGAAAAGGUACAUGUUGGGGCUUCCUAAUUGUUCAAUUAAAAGAUAAUUAUAUAUGAAAUCAUUAAACUGAGUUUAUGGUUGUCAGCAA
Messenger RNA from Lates calcarifer (barramundi perch), 3527 nucleotides. RefSeq names its product zinc finger protein 385A. Gene Ontology annotation, cellular component: nucleus. The transcript has 8 exons. The record is from RefSeq and is a predicted model, not a curated record. NCBI's taxonomy places the organism in Eukaryota, Metazoa, Chordata, Actinopteri, Centropomidae. Gene Ontology annotation, molecular function: nucleic acid binding; zinc ion binding. Bases 463 to 1728 code for a protein of 421 amino acids.